This is a messenger RNA of Daktulosphaira vitifoliae (grape phylloxera), 766 nucleotides long. Its product is annotated as cuticle protein 7-like. The coding region runs from base 147 to 575 and encodes 142 amino acids. The record is from RefSeq and is a predicted model, not a curated record. Gene Ontology annotation, cellular component: extracellular matrix. The transcript is spliced from 3 exons. NCBI's taxonomy places the organism in Eukaryota, Metazoa, Arthropoda, Insecta, Hemiptera, Phylloxeridae.
GGCCGUCGCGUAUUAGGAGGGGUCGAACACCCCAAGCUUUGAGAGGCGUUAUCGAAUAUAAAUACAACGACUGCCAUCCGUCCAAACAUCAGUCUCUUUUUAUUCGACUUCAGUGUUCAAUUUACACACAAACAGCACACCUUACAAUGGCCGCAAAGUUGAUCGUCUUCGCUGCUUGCGUGGCUUCUGCUCUCUCCCAAUAUGCCGCCCCAGCCUACCCUGCACCCAAAGCUUACGCUCCAGAACCAGCAUACCCUCCUAUCCCAUACAACUUCGAAUACAGCGUCAAUGACCCAACCACCUAUGACAUCCACAGCCAACAGGAAUACUCCGACGGAAACGGAUACGUCAAGGGAUCGUACAGUUUGGUCGAACCUGACGGCUCCACCCGCGUCGUCGAGUACACCGCCGAUGACUACAAUGGUUUCCAAGCUGUCGUCAAGAAGGAAGGUGGAUACGCUGCCCCAUCAUACAAGCCAGCUUAUCAAGCUCCAGCUUACAAACCUGCUUCUUAUCCAGCUCCAGCCUACCCAUCAGCUCCAGCUUACAAACCAAGCCCAUACAAACCAUACUAAGAUGUGACACCAAACCGUUUAAUAGCUUUUGCUCAAAUCUUCUCAAUUUCUUUCUAGACCAGUAUUACGUUCACAUUGAAUGUUAACUAAUUACCAUAAUUUGUACCUUAAAUUCACAAAUUUAAUGGUAUAUCUAACUAAAUUUGUAUUUAUUAUGUAAAUAAAAUAAAUCUUAUGAUUUAACGAAAAAA